This is a messenger RNA of Alosa sapidissima (American shad), 8325 nucleotides long. RefSeq lists its product as uncharacterized. Lineage: Eukaryota; Metazoa; Chordata; Actinopteri; Clupeiformes; Clupeidae. The transcript has 24 exons. Bases 259 to 7959 code for a protein of 2566 amino acids. The record is from RefSeq and is a predicted model, not a curated record.
UUUGUUAUGGAUUACUUACUUCACAUGUUCUUGGUUAAUUGCGGAUUUAGCUAACUUGUUUGCAUUCGCACUCUAUGGUGAAAUGUCGUUCGUAUGAGAGCGGCUAAAUUCCAUAGGACAGACCUUGGACCAGCCCACUUUCUAAUACCACUUGUCCUUCUUCGCAACUAAAACAUCCAUGUUUUGCAGGUAAUGUUACUACUGCCAAAAGGACUCGUGUCUCCGUCAACCUAAUCUGGACUGCAGUCAGGUUAUGCCAUGGAUGCAGGUUAUUGUCCUGUCGAUGGGAAAGAGGAACGACCAGGCGCAAGCGGGUACACUCCUUCUCCAGGACAGAGUGUACACGAUCCGCCGUCGAAACAUGAGCUUUCUCGGAAGGCUCCAGGCGUCCAAACGAGGACGGGGGUUCGACGUGAGGUUGCUUUUGGGCCAAAACGUGGACCUCACGAACCAGUGCAACCAGGUCCCCUUACAACUCACGUUGUACGUGAGUUUACCGAGAUCCUCCAGGAGCGGGAGAAUCUGAGGAAGGAUCGAGGUGUUUACCUGCAGAAGAUGCAGUACCUGGCCAAGGAGCAGCUGUACUUCCAGCAGGAGCUGAAAGAGUAUCAUCUUGGCGUCACGUUGGACCCUGAUGACCCCCAGCGGCGUGCGAUGACUGAGUUUUUGCAGCACAUUAAUACCCACCUCCUGUCAUUGCGGAAGGCUGACGAAUCCACCAAGUACCACCUCCUCAGGCUGCAGCAGGAGGCCGUACUCCUGGGCCUUCCUCCUCCAGCCCACCCCUGGUCCUCAGACGCAGAUAUUCUGCUGCCAGACGAGGAGGACGAGAGCCAACAGCAGCCAAGCCCACCGGAGCCCCCCCACCAUGACACCCCCAGACCACAGCCCCUGACGGCCACAGUAAGGCCUUUACCAUCGAGCCACGUAGGAAUUGUCAAAUCUGCAAAGAAGAUGAUUGAGCUGACUAAAGAGCCCAUGAUCUCCCAGCCAGCUGAAGGAGCCUCCAGCACUCCCAGCUCUAAUGCAGACACGCACUCUGUCAGCGCGGGGGACAAGUGUAUGGCAGCGUGGAGCCAGGAUGGACGAAAGGAGAGGAUUGAGGAGCAGGGAGAGUAUAAGAAGGAGCAGAUGCAGCAAGAGCACCUCAACAGCAAAUUCAGCUGCACAAGCCUGACGGUCCAGGUUGAUGGGGAAAAGAAGACCAUCCUCUUGCCGGAGUUUCCACACCGCACAGCGACCCUCGGAUUAAGCAACAACAAAAAUAAAGAGGAGGGGAAUGAAAUUAGGAAGGUCUACGCCAGGAAUAAGUGGAGACCGAUAGGUGGUGCAGAGCCAUCUCCUCAAGCGGCAAACACCACUGAGGUUGUAAGUGCUAAACACAGUGAGGGAACUGUGCUGAGAGUCCCUCCAAAGGAGAACACACCCGUCAGUAAUCUGGCAGUUCAUGACAACAAGGACUUUCAUCUUGGCAGUUUGAAGACUUUUGUAAGGGGAGUGGAGAAGAAGCUGAGCUUCAGUGCAGACGAUGUGCUAACGAAGGCCACCAUGCUGGUUGGGGAUAAAGUUCAGUUUAAAAUAUCCACCAACCUCAAGACCAAGGAAGAGAGGGCCGUCAACGUGGAGAUCCUGGCCGACACCUUCCAGUGCACGGACACAGAGGAGCUGCGAAGAACAGGUGUGGUUCUUGGCUUGAGCCACUCAUUUGGAUACAUCAAGUGCUCUAAGGGCCCAGAGCUGGUCUUUGACCUCUGCGAGGUCAUGGAGGAUGAGAUGCUCUCCAUCUCCGAGAAAGUGGAGUUUACCAUAGUGCUGAACACGGCGGCUGGAACAGGCUACCAAGCCAUCAGGAUCCGGAGAUCGAAAGGGUUCACCCCUGUGCCAACAUUAGAUGGCCCCACUACAAGACAGGCACAGAAAGGGUUCACCCCUGUGCCAACAUUAGAGGGCUCCACUACAACACAGACACAGAAAGGGUUCACCCCUGUGCCAACAUUAGAUGGCCCCACUACAAGACAGGCACAGAGAGUGUUCACCCCUGUGCCAACAUUAGAAGGCCCCACUACAACACAGGCACAGAGAGUGUUCACCCCUGUGCCAACAUUAGAAGGCCCCACUACAACACAGGCACAGAAAAUGUUUACCUUCAUACCAACACUGGACAGCUCCACUAUAACACAGACAGAGAAGAUGUGGAUGGCCUUACCAAAUUACACUUUGUCUGGUGGCCAAAGUUAUCUAAAUCAACUCACAAAUCAGUACACCAGCUCAAAUGACUACAGUUGGAAUGGAAUUGUUCGCAAACAAGUGAUUCAGAAUGAUGCAAGAACUCAUUCUGAUUACCCCAUUAAAGUCGAGCCUCAUGCAUAUCUGACUUUGCAACAUCUACUUGGCCCCGUCAGUUGCAACAGGAGCCGAAGCCACAGCAGAAACAGGAGCCGGAGCAGGGACAGGAGCCGGAGCAGGGACAGGGGAGUUGAUUGGUACUGGAGACACAGUCGGAGUUACAGUCGGAGUCGCAGCAGCAGCAGCAGCAGAAGUAGAAGCUGGGACAGAGGUGGCAGGACUGGUCGAUAUCAGAAUCACCGUAGCUCAAGCAGAGAAUGGAGACGAAGAGGGAGGAGCAGGGAGAGGGGCAGUAGAGAUAGGUGGAGUCGCAGCAGAAGCAGAGAACUUUCCCACAGGAACAGACAUAGCAGUAGCAGGGAGAAGAGCAGAGAACUUUCCCCCAGGAACAGACGUAGCAGUAGCAGGAAGAGGAGCAAAGAACAUUCCCACAGGAACAAACGUAGCAGUAGCAAGAAGAGGAGCAGAGAAGUUUCCCACAGAAACAGACGUAGCAGUAGCAGGAAGAGGAGCAAAGAACAUUUCCACAGGAACAGACGUAGCAGUAGCAGGGAGGGGAGUAGAGAACUUUCCCCCAGGAACAGACGUAGCAGUAGCAGGGAGGGGAGUAAAGAACUUUCCCCCAGGAAGAGACAUAGCAGUAGCAGGAAGAGGAGCAAAGAACAUUCCCACAGGAACAGACGUAGCAGUAGCAGGGAGGGGAGUAGAGAACUUUCCCCCAGGAACAGACGUGGCAGUACCAGGGAGAGGAGCAGAGGACUUUCCCCCAGGAACAGACGUAGCAGUAGCAGGAAGAGGAGCAGAGAUGGGAACAGGGACGGGGGCAGAGACCAGAAUAGCAAUCAGGGCAGGAACCGAAGCCCUGAGUGUAAAGAUGAGAAACGCAAGAGACAAAGCAGCAGUGUUGAGGGUUCCUCUAGGAAACACAAGCGGACCAGGAGACCCAAGAUAGAGACUGUGACCGCAAAGAUUCCUAAGGACCUGUCCAGUUCUAAGGCCUCUGUUACUACCACUUACAGAUCACCUAAAUCUGAUGCAGAUGAGGGUGAGGAUUUGGUCAGGAAGGAAAUGGAGCUGGAAGAGUUGGAAGCUCUGAUUGCUAAAAAAUUGGCAGAAAAUGAUGCCUUGGAGCUACAGAUGACAUCCACUGUCUUUGAUCCUAUAAACAAAACUGACUUGAGUCCUGAGCCAUCACUUGCAGAUAAGGAGACCACUGUAGUACCUGAGAAUUCACUUGCAGAUAGGGAGACUACUGUAGAAACUCAGAAUUCACUUGAGAACACUGUAGUACUUGAGCCAUCACUUACAGAUAAGGAGGUCUCUGUGCUACCUAGUCAAACCCCUCUUUCCCCUCAACAUCACAGAACUACACCCCCACUCAGAGAAGCAGACAGAGAUGAACUGUAUGACCCCUUCCAGGUGGACGAGGAGGAGGAAGGAGAAAUCAUAGAGGGACCAAGAGCUGACUGGCGAGGUGAUGAUGGAGCUCUGAGAAACGGAAGGGAUAUUUCAUGUGGCGGUGAUAUGGAGCCAGGGCUGCGCGUGGAGGAGCUGGCGCCCAGACAGGCUGAGGUGGACAAGGGGGAGUCCUGUGGACAUGGAGACGAGGCUGAUGACUGUUACGAGCACCACAUGGAACAGGACAAGAGCCUAGUUCCAUAUGAUCAGAAGAGAGAAAACCAAACACCUAUCCUGGCCCAACACCAACAGGACCAGAGCCUAGUGGCACAUAAUCAGAAGAGAAAAGUCCAAACACCAAGCCUGAACCAACAUGAACAGGAGAUAACUGAUACCUAUAGACAGGUUAACAGUAAGACCCACCCCAAGUCCACUGGCAUAACCCUGAACACAUGCAAUGCAAACCAGCUGUCCGUCACAAAUCCAACGACAGCAAAGCCAAUGCCCUCACAACCCGAGCAUUCAUCAGGUCAACAGCACAGUCAGGGCUCUUCCUCAGACACAGUCACAGAUGUGGCCAACCAUCCACAGCCUCCACACGGCCAGGUUACUCGUGACAUUGUGAAAACGGUCUGGAUUUGUGGUGAUGGCCUUGUAGCUGUGGCUUCACAAUUGGCCCAGUCACCACUGCAUGGCAUUAGGCUGGGUCAGAGUGGCACUGGAGUACGCGUCUACUGGAAAGGACUGCAGGGCAUGUUAUGGGACCAGCUUGUGCCCCUGCUACGCUACCUUAAGAUGGGAUGGCCCAGUCCAGACAUGCUUAUCAUUCACCUGGGACACAGUGAUAUUGAUAGAAGAGACAUGGAAGACUUGCUGAGCACCAUUAGGAAGGACCUGACCUCCAUACACAACAUCUUUCCCCAGUGCCUGAUUGUGUGGUCAGACAUGCUGCCAAGAUAUGGGAUGUACAGUAACAAAGGCAUUAUUGACUUGAUCAAUGUCAAGGUUCAUGCCUUUGUUGCAGAGUUGGGUGGCACAGCAAUCACCCAUCAGAUCGGACCUCUGUUAUAUGGCCCUGACGGAAUGUUCCUCUCGCAGAUUGGCAUUCAUAAGUUCAACCUGGACAUUAAAGUCUCUGUGGAUCAGUGGGAGCAGGAGGUCAACCAGACGUCAGGUAAUGUUACCAUACCAACUGAAAAAGUAAAAACGAUCUGGAUUUGUGGUGACAGUCUUGUAGCUUUGGGCAAAAGACAGUUAGUCUCACCACAGUGGGGCAUGGAUAUGGGCAGCCCAAGGAUGAGGGUGUAUUGGAGCGGAACGGAGGGCAUGAAAUGGAAGCAGCUCGUACCCCAUCUGGUCAAUCUUGAAAAGAAGUGGCCACUCCCAGACAUGCUCCUUAUUCACCUCGGGGGCGACAGCAUCCGCAUCCCCGUCAGACCCCACAACCAGCAGAUCAUCAUCAAGAAAAACCUGACCGCUGUACACAAGAUGUUCCCUCAGAGCCUGAUGGUGUGGUCUGACAUCAUCAGAAGGGUCCCCAGGAAGCUACAUGUGUCUGCUGGUGAGGAGGUGGAGGACUCGCCUGUCGUCCGGCCUCAUGAUGUCAUUAAUCGCCUGGCGCAUGCUGUAGUGACUGAACUGGGAGGACAAGUUCUCACCCAUGAGAACAUGGAACCUGGAUUAUUUCGCCGCAAGGGCCAGCUGCUCUCAGACCAAGGCGUUCAAAAGUUCAACCUGAACAUCAGGAGGUUUCUGGAUCAGUGGGAGAGGGAGGUCAAUGCUGCAUCAGAACACUCUGCACCCACCCCAACGUUCCAGAGCCCCGCUAACAUUCCUGCUGUAUCAGAACUCACCGCACCUACCCCAACGUUCCAGAACCCCGCUAACAUUCCGGCAGAUGAUGACAUUGACGUGACUCCAGAAGACUCUGGAAACACCGUCAUUUCCUUCCAACAGUCCCAGAAGCAGCAGAUCAGAGAGAGCAAUGAGAGUCCUGUGGAGACGACCCAGACACAUGGGAGCAGUGAGCCCAUCACAGGCAUGGUGACCAGCGACAGUGUUAAGAGAGUCUGGAUUUGUGGUGAUGGUCUUGUAGCUUUGGCCUCUCGCACGGGAGAUCCAAUAGCCCAGCUGAGCAAAAAUGGCACUAGAGUUAACACAUAUUGGAAGGGAUACAUACCAAGCUGGUACAAGCUUGUACCCAAGCUGAAACAGGUCAAAUUGUCAUUGCCCAAUCCAGAUAUGCUCAUCAUCCACCUGCAAAUAAGGGAAAUGAACCCAAAAAGCACAGAGGAACUGUUGAUCACCAUCAAGAGGAGUCUGACCGCCAUACGCGACAUCUUCCCCCAGUGCCUGAUUGUGUGGUCUGACUUCCUGCAAGAACCCCCCAAGAAAAAAGGCAACGUGGGAAAUGUUGACAAUGCAGUGGACGGAUUUUAUGACGUGAUUAACCGCAGAGUGCGUGCCAUGAUGGCUGAACUAGGGGGAGCAGCUAUAAGCCAUGACAACAUUGGGCCUAAACAUUAUAAUCCUAAUCUCUGUCAUCGGAAUGGUCAACGUCUCGAAUGCGGUGGUGUGAAAAUAUUCAAAAACAACAUCAACGACUUCAUCUUUGAGUGGGAGUGGACGGUUAACCCCACUUCAGAACCCGUCUCAUGUUCCACGACCAAGCAGCAGCAGGUCAGAGAGAGCAAUGAGAGUCCUGUGGAGGUGAACCUGACACAUGGGAGCAGUGAGCCCAUCACAGCAGGCACAAGUUCAUCUAACGUUACACCUAAAGCGCAGCGUCACGUUUUUGAGAGGGGGUGGAAGGUUAAACCCACAUCAGAAUCCGUCUCAUGUUCCACGACCAAGCAGCGGGUCAAAGAGAGCAAUGAGAGUUCUGUGGAGGUGAACCAGACACAUGGGAGCAGUGAGCCCAUCACAGGCGGUGCUACCAGUAAACUUGUUAAAACCGUCUGGAUUUGUGGUGACAGUCUUGUGGCUACAGUCUCUAAAAAGACUCCGUUGCCUACGUAUAGCAGUAAACUGGGUCCGAAUAGCCCCAGGGUGCGGUUCUAUUGGAGUGGAGAGCAGGUCCAGAAAUGGAAGAUGCUGCUCCCUCAGCUAAGCACUCUUAAGCAGAACUGGCCCCCUCCAGAUGUGCUCAUCAUCCACAUGAAGGACGACUUCAUACACACACGAGACUUCGAGGACAUGCUGAGCAUCAUCAGGAGGGACCUGAUCUCCAUUUGCAACACCUUCCCCCAGUGCCUGAUCGUGUGGUCUGACAUCCUGCCGAGAUACUCCAAGAAGCAAGGCGCCAAGCCCGUGGAGAUGCUGAACACACAUCACGGUGUGAUCAACGACCGAGCCCAUGCCAUUGUUGCUAAACUGGGCGGGGCCUUUGUCAUGCAUAAGAACAUCGGGAGCGAUCACUAUCGGCGGAAGGGCAGUAGCCUCACAUGCAACGGAGUAAACGUGUUCAAAACCAACAUCCAAGAUUUUGUGAAUGAGUGGGCGAUGGAGGCCACACCUGCAUCAAAAAACCCACAUCCCUCCUAUAGUACAAAGAAGCAGCAGGUCAGAGAGAGCAAUGAGAGUUCUGUGGAGGUGAACCUGACACAUGGGAGCAGUGAGCCCAUCACAGUGCCUGCUACUGUAAAAUGUCCACCCAAAACGGUGUGGAUGUGUGGCGAUGCUCUGUCCGAUCUGGCCCGAUGGAUGACGACCGAGCCGCCGCACGGCGUUAAGACGAGUUCCAAUAGCACACAGGUGUUCCAGGUCACCACCUGGAGUGCACUCGUGGUCGAGAUGACCAGCGAAAAUAGACGCAAGUGGCGCCGUCCAGAUCUGCUGCUGGUCCACCUGGGAGUGAACAACAACGUGACUAACCCGACGCAUCUGCUGAACACCAUCAGAAAGGACCUGACCCGCCUGCACAGCGACUACCCCCAGUGCCUGAUCGUCUGGUCCAACAUGCUGCCCGUGAGCGUGCCCAAAGCGGGCGUGAGGCCUGUGGCAGCGGGCAGAAUCAAUAACGUGAUCAAUCGCGGUGCGCUCACUAUAGUAACUGAACUGGGGGGAAGGGUUCUCUCCCAUGAGAACAUUGGGCGUGAACUCUACGGCCCUGAUGGCAACUUCCUGUCAGACCAAGGCACUGAGAGGUUGAAGCUGAACUUCCGGCAGUUUCUGCAAGAGUGGGAGCAGGAGGGUCAUGAACAGAAACCUGCCUAGAGACCUGCUAAUCAAUCCCACGAUGGACUGUCACAUUCAAAUAAUUCUACAGAGAACACAUCGCCACCUCACUGAACUCCGCCCCCCACAUCCCCAUACAUCAUCCAUGACCACCCCUCAAACCACACCUCACACACACACAUCACACACACACACUGCUCAAACCCAAAACACACCACACAUCUCACACACACCCCAAACAUAUCAUACACACACAAACACACACUUCAGCCCUUAAAUACGACCCCACCACCCCACCUUCACUCACUACUCUACCCUAGUUCACCUGCUCACACCACGGAUGGUGUACUUCACCAAGUACACACACACACACACACACACACACACACACACACACACACACAC